This is a messenger RNA of Closterium sp. NIES-67, 2968 nucleotides long. The record is from the annotation of a GenBank genome assembly. NCBI's taxonomy places the organism in Eukaryota, Viridiplantae, Streptophyta, Zygnematophyceae, Desmidiales, Closteriaceae.
CGCCUGUCUGUUCGAGCUUUCCUUACAGUCGAGGUGUUCGGGAGGACCUUCUACUGUACUACUGCAUCCAAGCCUUCAUUCCAUUCCCUCCCACUCCUCUCAUGUUAUCACAAACUCGCUGCUCCCUCUCUGUCCACUCUUACUGCAUCUCUCCUUGGGUGUUUGUGUGUGUGUUCCUACGCAUCGAGCAUCUUUUUGCCAGUGGCAGUUGCUUAUCGCGACGAGCUCCCUCUCGCCCGCCUUCCUAUGGCGCUGUGCUUCUCACUCCGCAAUCAUAGGGAGCAAUCUCGACGCGCCUAAUCAGAUAUCAUGUUCGCGUCGUGCAUAGCUUCCCUAGAGUCGGCCACCGCGACUCGAGCUCAAUUCCAUCUCAAGCCGCGCUACUAGGAGCCUCCUACGCGCUUCGUGAAGGCGUUCGAGGGCAACGACUCAUCCCGAGCCGCUCCCAGACGCGGCAUUUAAAGCCCGAACUGCGACUAGGGAAGUGACCAAUCAGGUCUGAGCCAACUGUUCGCAGUUCCUACACCCAAGAAUCCAAGAAUCCGCCUCGGUGCUCGAAAUCGACUCAAUAGGACGUCUGACGACACGUCAGCGACUCACAGACACGUGACUGACUCACUGACACGUCAGCGACUCACAGACACGUGACUGACUCACUGACACGUCAGCGACUCACUGACUGACUGAUGGGCGCCGCGGAAGAGUACGAGGAGCAUCAUUCGCACGAUGGCGAAAAAGGCGGCGGCGGCGGCUCGGCGGACGAAAAAGGCAGCGCGGACGGCGGCGGCGGCGGCGGCGCGAUGGAGCGCGAGGAGAUGCAGUUGUACACGGAGGCUUCCGCGUUUCAGGGCGCGGCGGUGGUGGCAAUGAUCGAGCGGCACGACGACGACAUCGGCGAGGAGCAAAAGAUCCUCGAAAUCACCAUGGAGGACGGGGUCACCAUGUCGCUCGCGCUGGACUCGGGCGAGCGGCGGCUGAACGAGCUGGGGUACCGGCAGGAGCUGAAGCGUUCGCUGCAUUUCCCGCAACUGUACGCGACUGGCAUAAGCAUGAUGAGCGUGUUUGCAGGGGUCGUCCCCAUGUAUGGCCAAGGCUUCAACGACGGCGGGCCAGCGGGGCUCAUCUGGUACUGGUGGAUCACCGCCUUAGCAGUGCACCUCAUUGCGCUGAGCAUGGCAGAGAUCUCCUCCUCCUUCCCGACAGCUGGCUCGCUCUAUUUCUGGGCGGCAGCCCUGGCAGGACCGAAGUGGGGCCCACUGGCCUCGUUUAUCACGGCAUGGAUGGAGUUCGUGGGUCUGGCGGUGGGGCAUGCCAUGGUGUCGUACUAUGGCGUCACCAUCCUGCAAGUGCUCAUCCUCAUCAGCACAGGAGGGGCGAAUGGGAACGGCUUCAUGCUGGACCACUAUGAAGUCUUUGGCAUCGCGUGCGGGGUGGUGCUCAUCUGCUGCUGCAUCAACUGCUGCUCCAUCCGAAUCGUCUCCUACGUCAUGCUCUUCUCUGCGCUAAUCCAGGUGCUGGGCGCAGUGGCUCUCAUCAUCACUCUGCCCCUCGUGGCGCCCACCCACCAGCCCGCCUCGUUUGUCUUCCAGACCUUCUUCACCAACGACUCCAUGCCCUCGCCUGCCUACUCCUUCGUCAUCUGCCUCAUGGUCUCUCAAUACUCCCUCUACGGCUACGACGGCGUGGCGCAUCUCUCAGAAGAGACAAAGAAGUCCGACCGGACGGCACCAGCAGCCAUAGUAGCAGCGCUCUCUACAGUCACCUUCGUGGCGUGGCUGCUGCUGGUGGUCUUCACGCUGUGCAUCCAAAACGUGGAUGACAUCUUCGCCAGUGCUUCUGGCGAAGACCUCCCCACCACGGUGACCAAUGGCAUGCAGCCCGUGAUCCAGAUUCUUUGGGACGCCUUCUAUGCGAGCUACGGGUCGGGGCUGGGAGCGCAGAUCUUUACAGGCAUCAUCUACACCUCCUUCUUCUUUGGAACUGUCUCUGGGCAGCUAGGAGCGUCGGCGAGUGGCGUAUGCUCUAGCCCGUGACAACGGCCUCCCCCUAUCCUUCCUGUGGCGCAAGCUGGCGCCCAACAAGGUGCCCGUGCUGGCACUCCUCCUCUCUGUGGUCAUCGGCGUUCUCUUCCUGCUGCCCCUCCUCUUCACCUCAACCACCAUCUUCUUCGCCAUCGCCUCCAUCUCAAGCAUCGGAUGGGUGUCCGCGUACUCCAUUCCGAUAUUUUUUCGGCUUAUUCAGAAGGAGGACCACUUCCAGCCCGGCCCGUUCUACAUCCCGAAUUACAUCGGGGUCGUCGGCGGGAAAGUCGUUCACUUCCUGGCCCUGCUGUGGGUUCUUUACACUAUGAUCGUCUUCAUGCUACCCUACGCCUUCCCUGUGACCGUGGAAAACUUGAACUGGGCCCCGGUUGCGAUCGCGGCUUGGAUCGGUUUUUUUGUUACUUGGUGGGUGGUGCACGCUCGCUUCUGGUUCAAGGGGCCUGUCCGGGAGAUUGUGCCUAUUACGGAGGGGGAUGGAGGGGAUAAAGUAGCGGAAGGUAAGAUGGAAUGAUGGAGAGUGCUAGGUGGAUAAUGGCGUGACGAUGUGGCAAACCCUUGAACCGGGUGUAGAUCGUCAUUGUAGCUUGAAUCGGUGUCUUUGUGAUGUGGUCGGUGGUUCAAGGGGCCUGUUUGGGAAAUCGCUCCUGUUGUGGAGGGGGAUGAAGGGCUAAGCGGAUAGGAAGAUGGAAUGAUUCUGCAGGUUGUUGAUAUGGUGUGGUGCGAAAAGCCAUUGGUUGACAUAUUCUCUUCUUAUCCCCCUUAUGCCUAGGCACUUUGGAGGCAGACUAGGGAAAAUGUAUCUACCUGCAUUUUAGGAUACGGUAUGAACCUUAGGGCUUGUUGCUUCAGGUCGAAGCAAGUUUCUAAGCAGCAAGAGUUGCUAGCUAUCACUUAUCACCACACUAAAACGUAUUGAAUCCCACAUG